This is a messenger RNA of Eucalyptus grandis, 1977 nucleotides long. Its product is annotated as protein ESKIMO 1. Gene Ontology annotation, cellular component: Golgi apparatus. The record is from RefSeq and is a predicted model, not a curated record. The transcript is spliced from 6 exons. Bases 210 to 1622 code for a protein of 470 amino acids. Lineage: Eukaryota; Viridiplantae; Streptophyta; Magnoliopsida; Myrtales; Myrtaceae. Gene Ontology annotation, molecular function: O-acetyltransferase activity.
GGCAAUUCUUGUUCGAUGGAGAUGAAGUAGUUAGCCAUGGAUUAGGAGGCGGGGAAUAAUAUUUUCAGAGAAAGACAACUCUUCAAUCUACAUCAGCCGGUGACCCCUAACAAGUCUUGUUGAAGAAAACACCAUCUCACCAAACCUCAAUAAAGAAAAAAAACUUAAUACAUCCGCCUCGCCGCAAGACGAAGCUCUUCUCGACCGAGAUGGCCGCCAUGAAGCACGCAGCGGCGGGAGGUGGCGGAGGAGGCCGGAAGGGCAACAACCUCUCCGUGUUCGUGGUCGUGUUCUCGAUAUUCCUGUUCGGGGUCUUCAUGUACAACGAGGACGUGAAGUCGAUCGCCGAAUUCCCAUUCUCGUGGCCCAAGAAUCAGGAAAUCCAAGAAGGGUCGGAACCGACCAAGCUUAAUUCCGAGAAGGUUGUGGCGGUGAGUGCUCGAUCGACAAAACAGGAGGCUCUCGAUGAUGCAAAAUCGACAUCACGAAACAAGGAAGAGGAAGAGGAGGAGCAGAAGAUUGAAAUGGCGGUGAUUGAAGAGGAAGAGGAAGACGUAGAAUUGCCACCGCAAGAGUGCGACCUCUUCACGGGGCAAUGGGUCUAUGACAAUGUCACGCACCCUCUGUACAAGGAAGACGAGUGCGAGUUCCUCACAGCACAAGUGACCUGCAUGAGGAACGGAAGGAAGGACUCCAUGUACCAGGGCUGGAGAUGGCAACCGAGAGACUGUUCUCUGCCCGAGUUCAAGCCGAGGUUGCUGCUUCAGAAGCUGAGGAACAAGCGGCUUAUGUUCGUGGGCGACUCGCUGAACCGAAACCAGUGGGAGUCCAUGGUCUGCCUGGCUCAAUCCGUCAUUCCUCGCGGCAGGAAAAGCCUGAGGAAAACCGGGUCCCGCAACGUCUUCAGAAUCGAGGACUAUAACACCACCAUCGAGUUCUACUGGGCACCGUUCCUGGUCGAAUCGAACUCGGACGACCCGAAUAUGCACAGCAUCUUGAACCGCAUCAUCAUGCCCGAGUCGAUAAACAAGCACGGCCGCAACUGGAAGGGCGUGGACUACCUCAUCUUCAACACCUACAUUUGGUGGAUGAACACUUUCUCCAUGAAAGUCCUUCGGGGGUCAUUCGACAAGGGAUCGACGGAGUACGACGAAAUUGACAGGCCGACUGUGUAUGGGAGAGUGCUAAAGACAUGGGCUAAGUGGGUGGAUCAAAAUGUGGAUCCUAACCAUACCACGGUCUUCUUCAGCAGCAUGUCCCCUCUUCAUAUCAAGAGCUUGGACUGGGACAACCCGGACGGCAUCAAAUGCGCCAAGGAGACGAUGCCGGUGUUGAACACGACGGCCCAGCUGAACGUGGGAACGGAUCGGAGGCUGUUCGUCAUCGCCGACAACGUGACCCGAUCCAUGAAAUUGCCCGUGCACUUCAUGAACAUCACGACCCUCUCGGAGUACCGGAAAGACGCGCACACCUCGGUGCACACGAUCCGUCAAGGCAAGAUGCUGACGCCGGAGCAGCAGGCCGACCCCCAGACCUACGCGGAUUGCAUCCAUUGGUGCCUCCCGGGGUUGCCCGACACAUGGAACGAGUUCAUCUACACCCGCAUUUUGCAACACUCUUGACACUUGACCUUCAUUCAUACUUCCUUUUCUUUUCUUUUUUCUUUUUUUGGCCAAUUCGUGUCGAUCCGCGCCUCAGUAUUUGUUUGUUUAAUUCUGUGUAAUUCUUCCUUUUAAAUUCCCCUUCAAAUCUUGUAGCUUCCCAUUGCUCUGUUUCUAGGAUUAGAUGAUCGGCUUUGGCUCUUUGUUCUGCCUGGCGGCUGAGACGGGAGACGAAAUGGGUUUCCUCUCUCAGGCCGAAAGGCGAAAUUUUCUUAAAAGCCCAACGAUUCGGCCAUCUCAUCUUCCUGCUUAAGGGGUCAACGCUCAAUAUCUUGUAAAAGAAUAAGACAGAAGUACAUAAUUCUAUCUCGCUCCA